CAGCGUCGUAUACUCAGCGUCUCCGUCUUCCCCUUGUGUUUCUCAUUAAUUAAAAUGUAAUUAAAAACCAAUUUCUAUUGUAAUUAUGACCAUUGUAACUAAUUAUUUUUUAAUUUUUUUUUUUUAUUAGUAAAUGAAGUUUAUUGUUGUAUCUAAUCCUUAAAUAGUUGCCUACAAAUCGAACUUGCCUCAGUAUAUAUAAGUCGUAGAUCGCCUGCAACGUAACCAAAAAAAUUUCGCUUUUUCUCCAGUGUUUUUUUCAGUGAAAAUUUAGUUUUACUAUUAAAGUAUAAUUUUUUCAAUUUAUUCUAUUCGUUUAUUGAAAGUGUAAAAAGAAAAAGUGACGAAAAUGGAGGAGAAAUUACGUCAAAUGGAAGACGAAAUGAAUCGAUUUGAAGCUGAAAUUGGUGGUCAAAUGAUUCCGCCAAUGGUGAGGCCUGUAAUUGGUGCAAAUACUUACAAUCAAGUUGCACGACAACUUGAACAACAUGAAAUUCCAAAUCCCGUUGUUGCCGCCGCAGCAGGUGUUGCUUUUUCUCAAAUUAUGGGAUUCCCACCUCCACCGCCUCCGCCACCUCCAAUUAUGAUUCCCCCUCAAGUCUCUAGACAAGGAUCAGUACCAAUUGCGAGUUAUUCGUCGCCAGCGCAAAUUUCCACAUCAUUUAUGUCAAAUCUUGUUGAUCCAUGUUUAACGGGUAAUCCAAAAUCUUAUGAAUCACCAGCACCGCAAAUGAUUCAUCCCGAAAUAAUUGAACAUAUUAUUAAUGCAAAAGUAACGGACGAUGAGGGUAAACGUAAGCCAAAGGCAAAAGGUGUUAGUACAGCGGCCGAAUUGGCUAUUAGUCAGGGUAAAGCGAGUUCAAUUAUGGCAAAUGCAAGCGCCGAAGAAUGCCAUCCCAAGGGCAAGGGAAAGAAAAAUAAGAAAAUCAUUCGUAUGGCUGGCGGACAAACGUGGGAGGAUCCAUCGUUACUCGAUUGGGACGAUGAUGAUUUUCGAAUAUUUUGCGGCGAUUUGGGUAAUGACGUGACGGACGAGAUGCUUGUACGUGUUUUUGGAAAAUAUCCAAGUUUUCAAAAAGCAAAAGUAGUUCGUGACAAAAGGACAAACAAAACAAAAGGUUUUGGUUUUGUUUCAUUUAAGGAUCCACAGGAUUUUAUUAAGGCCAUGAAAGAAAUGAACGGAAGAUACGUUGGAUCAAGACCAAUAAAAUUACGUAAAAGUUCCUGGAAACAACGAAAUCUUGAAAGUGUACGUAAAAAAGAAAAGGAAAAACAAAAUUUAAUUGGAUUAUUAACCGGAAGGUGAUGAAAUUUUUUUUUUUUUCUUUUUUUUCAUUCUCUUUUUUUCUCUAAAUCGAGAAAUAUUUUAUUCUUGAUUGAAUUUUACUCAGGAAAAUGAAGUGAGACACAGAAGGAAGGUAGGAAAUAAAAAUCUUGAAAAUUGUUUUACAAUUUUUUCGAAUGUAACUCGAUUUCGUUUUCCAUUAAAAAAAAAAAAAAAAAAAAA
Leptopilina boulardi is the source of this 1507-nucleotide messenger RNA. Its product is annotated as RNA-binding protein 42. The record is from RefSeq and is a predicted model, not a curated record. Gene Ontology annotation, molecular function: mRNA binding. The coding region runs from base 350 to 1306 and encodes 318 amino acids. NCBI's taxonomy places the organism in Eukaryota, Metazoa, Arthropoda, Insecta, Hymenoptera, Figitidae. The transcript has 5 exons.